AUCCCAUCCUCCGCAGAUAAGAAAGCUCUCUCUCUCUUCACAUUUCAAUAAACUCUCCUUCUACGCCUCAAUUACUCCUCAAAAUCCUCCCAGACACUAAAAGAAUGAUACUUCUUCAAAUCUCAGACACCCUGCAAUCCUAAUACUUUCCCAAAUAAAACAGCACCGGUCCCUUCUCGUUCCGCUCCGAACAACUUAUCCUAAAUCCCCAGCGGUUCUCCGCACGAACAAAAGCAUCAACCCUACACCCCGCCCUCUCAGUCAGAUGUCCGUCGACACACUUCCCCAACCGUUCAACGUAUCGGACCCGCAUGCCCGUUUCGUCAGCGCGUCAUGUCUAGAUCUACUCCUCAUAGAACUAGUGCCAAUGGCUGAGCGACUAGCGGAGGAACUAUCAGGUGUGGAAGGAAAAUUGGACGAAGAAGAGCAUCGCGAAGCUACGUUUUAUAGAUUGGAGACGUUGGGGUUUCGAGUUGGACAAGGGUUGGCUGAGAGAUUUUCACGAGACAGACCCCGAUUCACAGAUAAUCUCGAUGUGAUAAAAUUCCUUUGCAAAGAUUUUUGGACGAUUUUAUUCCGGAAGCAAAUUGAUAAUCUUAAAACGAACCAUAGGGGCGUGUACGUUCUAACCGAUAACGCCUUCCGCCCUUUGAUACGAAUGAGUAUGUCAAAUCGGAACGAAGCCACCGCAAAGGCACAAUCAUACCUCUGGUUCCCCUGCGGGAUAAUCCGCGGUGGCCUAGCAAGCAUGGGCAUAACCGCCACCGUGCAAGCUGAGUCGUCAGACCUCCCCAGCGCAACAUUUCAGAUCAAGACGAUGCAGAUAACGCAACCGCCAACACAGCCACAGCAGCAAUUACAACACCCCAAGUCAUGAACAUGUUGAGAUACCCCCUAACUUGAGUAAAUAAAUACCCUGGCCUGUGCUAUUUUGUAGGGUUAUUUGUUCAUUUUGAUUUAUUUCUUUGGAGUUACUAGGAGUUCGUACAUGUUUACGGAACUUAGGGUUUAAUGAAAUCAAAUUUUCAUGGAUACUUGCCGAGUCUCCUUUCUGCAUUCUAUCUUUCUCUAUUACAUUUUCAUUUUUCAUUUUCUUCUUUUCCUUCGAUAGUCGGUACCAUGGAACAAGUAGGAGGAAAUGCCCCAACAGGUGGUGCCGGAAGGAAUUGAAACGUGACGCAUGUAUUCAUUUUCUAGAGAACAUGCCAUUCUAUUCAUUCUUGUAUUAGGUUCAUCUUUUUUUCUUUAAAGCCGAAACCACCAACCCGGCCCUUGCUGACCCACUACCAAGGCACUCGCUAUAUAGAAAUGUAUGAGGGAAAGCUGAAUGUAUUUCUUUUUUGUUCCAUAUGCGUUGUCUCAUCGCGAUCUAUGCUGUGUAUGCUUGUGUCUGUCUUAUAUGAUGAUCCUAGAGCCUAUCCGCCGGAAAAGGAGGGAGGGAAAUAAAACCAUUAAUUAGUAAACAUGCCUCUCGCUUACAGUUCGUGUUUUUGUGCCUUUCUUCUAUUCUUCGGUUUGGGCGGAUGCCUAGGGCAAGGGAUGCAAGGAAAAAAAAGGAAAAAAGAAAAAAGGUGCGGUUCACUUUUGGGGAAUGAACAAGCGCUAAUGGAUGGACGGUUGAAUUGGAGCGCAAGAAAUUUCAUUUUUGGCUAUGAUUAUGAUGCUGAUGAUGAAGAUGGAGGGUAGGAGUAGAAGGAAUUAAUAGAGCGGGCUGGGUUGGGUUGGGAGUUUACUUUGGGGGUGGGCUCUGAGCAAAUUCGACGCCCUUCUCGAUGUUGCCCUUGAGGCCCUUGAUGCAGACUUCGAGAAGUUUCUUCUCCUGCUCCGUGAUAUCGCCGAGGAUGUUCUGGGCCUUUUCUGCGCCGGAAGUCUGUUUUCAUAUAUUAGUCUGUGUGCAUCUGUCCAAAGUUAAUUCCAUUGGGGUGGCUUGGUUUACUUACGCCCAGUUCUACGGGGAUAGAAAAGAAAUCCAAGCCGACUUUGCUCUUGAUAGCAUCGCCUCCUUCAACACCAGGAAGGUAGACGUAAGUUGGCUCGACAAUACCCUUCUCGCCCGUGGAGGCUUUGAUGAUGCUCUCGGCGAAACUGGGUUCAUUAUUAGUCAAUGUGCAGUACAUGUACAGUACAUUAUAUCCGAAAACCGUUAGAGAGGGAGGGGAGGGGAACUUACCGGAAA
This is a messenger RNA of Blastomyces dermatitidis ER-3, 2176 nucleotides long. RefSeq names its product BET3 family protein. The coding region runs from base 266 to 877 and encodes 203 amino acids. The transcript is spliced from 4 exons. Gene Ontology annotation, biological process: endoplasmic reticulum to Golgi vesicle-mediated transport; regulation of GTPase activity. Gene Ontology annotation, cellular component: cis-Golgi network; TRAPP complex; trans-Golgi network. The record is from RefSeq and is a predicted model, not a curated record. NCBI's taxonomy places the organism in Eukaryota, Fungi, Ascomycota, Eurotiomycetes, Onygenales, Ajellomycetaceae.